AUGCGGAGUGUCCGUGGGGCAGGACGCCUGCUGCUUUGCCUGCUGCCGGCCAUCCUCAGGACCCAGGCUGGUGGGGAGGCGAAGCCCAGGCCUCCACCGUGCCAGCAGAGCCCCAUAAAGGUGUCCUGCAGGGCUGCUGGGCUGCACAGUUUUCCCAAGGACCUUCCCCAAGGAGUGAAGCACCUCGAUCUGUCCCACAACAUCCUUCAGAACCUGUCAGAGAGCCGCCUGCCUGCACUGGGGCAGCUCGAGCACCUGGACCUGCGCUCCAACCGCCUGGAGGCCAUCUCAGGGUCGGUGCUGGCCCAGCUGCCACGGCUGCACUCCCUGCUGCUGGGCUCCAACCGCCUGCACCAAAACCAUCAGGACAAUGCAGUGGCUUUCAGUGCACUGCAGGAUAUAGAGGUGCUGGACCUGUCGGCCAACGGCUUGGAGAGCCACAUGGUGAGGGGGUUCCUGAGUGGCCUCACUGCACUGCGGGUGCUGCACCUGCACGGAAACAGAUUGAGCCAGCUGCCAGCAGGCAUCUUCCAGGGCUCCCCGCGGCUGAGCGAGCUGGAUCUCAGCAACAACUACAUCAUGGACAUAGAGGAGGGAGCGUUUGAGGCAUUGCGGGAGCUGGUGGUGCUCAGCCUUGCCCUGAACUCCCUGCACUGCCUCUCCAGCUUCAGCCUGCGGCAGUUGCAAGUCCUGAACCUGAGCCACAACGCCCUGGAACUGUUUGGCUGGGAGGAGGGACGGGGUCCCUACCUGCUCCAGGUGCUCGACCUGAGCCACAAUCGACUGCUUUCCUUCCCACAGCUCCCAGCCGCGCACCGCCUCGUGCACCUCAACCUCUCCCACAACUCCAUCACUUCGCUGGACCCCAGCUCACACCACCCAGCCCAGUUUGCGCUGCGCUACGAGGAGAUGGUGAGCUUCAGCACCUCGCUGGCCACCGCAGCCAGCCUGGCCCGCCUGGCUGAGCUGGACCUCAGCUACAACUGCCUGCAGCUGCUUCCACUGCUGUUCUUCCGUGCCAUGCGCUCCCUGUUCACUCUCAGCGUGGCCAUGAACUGCCUCCAGAACAUCACCAUGGAGCUGCCGACCAGGGACGGGGAUGGGGACAGGAAUGGCACAGCUGUGUGGCAGGAGGACGCAGCGCUUUCCGUGCGCUCCAUGGACCUCCAUGGCAACGCCAUCCGCGCUCUGCCUCGUUGGUUCUUUGAUGCCCUGCCCCAGCUGGAAGCCAUCGACCUUGGCUCCAACAGCCUUCAGCCCUGCGGGAGUGACAUGGGGGAAAUAUCAGGAGGGGGCUCUCCAAGGGCAGAACCCUGCACCGCCUUUCACAGCAUCCCCCACCUGCAGCACCUCAGCCUUCGCAGGAACAGCCUCACCCAGCUGCUGCCCCACACCUUCAGCCAAACCCCAUUGCUCUCCUUGGACCUUUCUGAGAACCAGGGCCUGGCUGUGCCACGGGUGGCACUGGAGGGGCUGGAGCACUCCCUGCAGCAGCUCUGGCUGCGGGGGAACCACAUGGACAACAGCAGGGCUGAGAUCCCUUGCUUGGAUGAGCUCAGGGUGUUGGACCUCUCGGGCAACCGCCUAAGCCUUCUGCCCACGGGUUUGUUCUGCUCCCCACUGCAAAGCCUGGAUGUCAGCGAUAACCAGCUGCCAGCGCUGCCCAAGCAGGUACUGCUGGGGUGGACCCGCAGCCUGCAGGCAUUGUGCCUGGCAGGGAACCCCUUCCAUUGCUGCGAGCUGGGCUGGCUGGAUGCUCUGCAGGCAGCUGGCGUGCAACUGCCCGACCUGCACCGCGCACGCUGCAUCCACCACAGCGUCACAAACAGGACAGCACCACUCGGCAGCCACCCGCCGUGGCCGUGCCCACAGCCCUGGGAUGGCAGCCCAGCUCUGGUGCUGGCAGCCCUGCUGGGUGUCCUGCUGUGUGCAGGCUGCAGGGUGUGCUGGCUGCGGGGCCACAGGAUGGGCAUCCUGCUGCCACGGCCCCAGGCAGACAGAGUGGCCGAGGAGGAGCCAGCACACAGCGACACCAAAGUAUAG
Messenger RNA from Lagopus muta (rock ptarmigan), 2043 nucleotides. Its product is annotated as transforming growth factor beta activator LRRC32-like. Bases 1 to 2043 code for a protein of 680 amino acids. Gene Ontology annotation, molecular function: protein binding. The transcript is spliced from 2 exons. The record is from RefSeq and is a predicted model, not a curated record. Lineage: Eukaryota; Metazoa; Chordata; Aves; Galliformes; Phasianidae. Gene Ontology annotation, cellular component: extracellular matrix.